AUGAAGAAUAUUGAGCACGUAAAGGGCGGACUCUUGAAAGGCUCUUAUGAAUGGAUAUUGCACCAUCCAAACUUUCUUCAAUUGCAAAAUGACAGCGGAAAACAACUCCUUUGGAUAAAAGGUGAUCCUGGCCACGGGAAAACGAUGCUAUUGAUAGGCAUCAUUGAAGAGCUGGAGCAUUCGGCCCCGGAGGCUAAUCUUGCCUAUUUCUUUUGCCAGGGUACAAAUGCGCCCAUGAAUACUUCCAAAGCUACUCUACGAGGCCUGAUCUACCGACUCAUUCGGAAAAGGCCUCCUUUGAUAGCCCACGUUCGCGAGAUAUAUGAUCGCCACAAGAGCAUAUUUGAAGACGGGAGCUCUUUUUUUGCAUUAUCAGAAGUGGCUGCUCGCAUACUACGUGAUCCCAAUAUCGGAAGGGCAUAUAUAGUCAUUGAUGCACUUGAUGAAUGCGAAACGAAUCAGGAUCAGCUGUUAUCGUUUAUUGCUCAAAACGUAUCGGCCUCGCCUUCUGUGAAAUGGAUUGUUUCCAGCCGCAAAGUGCCAACCAUUGUUAAUAAACUCGGUCGAGCUGAGCCUAGCAAGCAAUUGCAUUUGGAUCUUACAGACAACCAAGAUGAUAUGGCUAGUGCCGUGGGAUAUUACAUUGAAACCAAAGUUGCGACUUUAGAGGCCUUGAGUGACGACGAAGAGAAGCGAGAUGAGGUCCAAAACACCAUGCGUGAGAAGGCAGCUCAUACUUUUCUCUGGGCAGCUCUCGUCAUUCAAGAACUCGAGAAGGCCAAUGAAUGGGAUGUUCUCUUUGUUCUCAACAGUCUACCCUUCGGGCUUGAAGGGCUCUAUGGCAAGAUGAUAAGCCAGAUCAAUCAUCUCGGUUGGAAAAACCCGGAAUUCUGUCAUCGAAUCCUUGCGACGGCUACUCUCGCAUAUCGCCCCCUUGCAUUGGGAGAGAUAUCGGUUCUGGCUGGAUUACCCACCGAAAUAUCGAGUGCUUCUAGGAAUGUCAAGAAGCUUGUGACUAUGUGCGGAUCAUUUUUUAGGGUUCAGGACGAUCUCGUGGAAUUCAUUCACCAAUCAGCAAGAGACUACUUGAGCAGCACUGCAGAAUCUGCGAUCUUUGAGGCAUCCUAUGCUACUACUCAUUUCGAUCUCUUUUCACGCUCAAUUGAGGCCAUGUCAAACCAGCUCAGCCGAGAUAUUUACCAGCUUUAUUGUCCUGGAAUCCUUAUCAAAGAAAUCAAAGCCCCAGAUCCUGAUCCGCUGAGACAAAUUCGCUACUCGUGUAUCUACUGGGCUAACCAUCUUUGCGAGGCAGGCAAAGAAUGCAGCGAGGCUGAAUAUGCACUCCGAGAUCAUGGCGAAGUGCACCAAUUUUUCAACAAGCAUCUUCUUCACUGGAUUGAAGCUUUGUCCCUGAUUGGCGCAACUGGCGAUGGAAUAAUUGCGGUUAUCCAACUUCAAAAUCUGAUGAAAGUCAGUUAG
This is a messenger RNA of Penicillium cosmopolitanum, 1479 nucleotides long. Its product is annotated as NACHT domain-containing protein. Lineage: Eukaryota; Fungi; Ascomycota; Eurotiomycetes; Eurotiales; Aspergillaceae. The record is from RefSeq and is a predicted model, not a curated record. The transcript has a single exon. The coding region runs from base 1 to 1479 and encodes 492 amino acids.